Molecule: messenger RNA, 819 nt
Organism: Lachancea dasiensis
Lineage: Eukaryota; Fungi; Ascomycota; Saccharomycetes; Saccharomycetales; Saccharomycetaceae
Source: the annotation of a GenBank genome assembly
AUGUCAGAAAUCUUCAAGUUUAGAGCAGGCAUUGCCGAUUUUGAUGAAAACUCUAAGGUUUGUUCACCUAAUCCAAUUAAGGGAGAGAUCGUUGUAAAGCACUCCGAAGAGGCGGAGGGAUUUUACGAUUUUGAGUGGAAACCAACUGAGAAAGUCGCAUCUGGGAACAUUCAAACGAUAGAGUUGAUUUUGAUCCCGGACACGACAAAAUGGGUUCACAUAAAAUCUUCGAAAAACGGGAGAAUUUUCUGCUUGGUAUUUUCGUCUGAGGAAAAGUACUUCUUCUGGAUGCAGGACAAACAUCAGGGUUCCGAGCAGCUCAAUGAGUUAUCUGAGGCCGACAAAUCGAUUGUCAGGAAGUUUGAUGAACUGCUAGUCUCGGAGGAAGAGGAUGUCAAUGCAGAGAGUGGAAAUCAGGACGAAGACCGAGACGUUGAGAUGGAUGUCGAACAGCCGUCUAACCAACCAAUCGCUCACAUCAAUGAUUUCUUAACGAAGCAACUGAUCAUUGAUCAUGUACAAAACAUGGAUUCUGACUCACCAAAGCUUUUGCGACUACUAGAGCACCUCCCCGCGGAUCAACCGCGCGAUAAGACUACUCUAAUCAAUUGUUUACGCGGCCCUUACUUUUAUCAAGCAAGUGACACGCUUUCCAGAACUCUUCUAGAAGGUCUUGAAGCAUCGCUUACUAUUUCUCGAGGAUUUGGGUACCAAUUCUCUGGCGACGAUGGUGUGCUGAGCUUUAUUAAGGGCGCUAGAACCAAGGGGAAGGAAGAUGAUGAAAUUGAUCAACAGCGUCAAGGGGGCAAUAGUAAAUAG